UAUAUAUAUAUAUAUAUAUAUAUUGUUUUAUUUUAUUUUAUUAUAAAAAAGAAAAGGCAAAGUUGUGGUUGUAUAACUCCCCCAUAAAAUCCCUCUAAAUUCUUCUUUUCCAUUUUCACUUAAAUCUCAAUAUGGCUACCAAAGUUUAUAUUGUAUAUUAUUCAACGUAUGGGCACGUGGAGAAACUAGCAGAGGAGAUAAAGAAAGGGGCGGCAUCUGUUGAAGGAGUUGAAGCUAAAUUGUGGCAAGUACCUGAAACGCUGUCGGAAGAGGUGCUAGCGAAAAUGAGUGCACCUCCAAAGAGUGAUGUGCCUAUUAUAACACCUCAAGAACUUGCUGACGCCGAUGGUUUCGUUUUUGGAUUCCCUACAAGGUUUGGAAUGAUGUCCGCUCAGUUUAAAGCAUUCCUUGAUGCAACUGGAGGUCUAUGGAGAACACAACAACUCGCCGGCAAGCCUGCAGGCAUAUUCUAUAGCACUGGAUCCCAAGGCGGUGGUCAAGAAACAACACCGUUGACUGCGAUAACUCAGCUUGUUCAUCAUGGUAUGAUCUUUGUCCCUAUCGGAUACACAUUCGGCGCUGGCAUGUUUGAAAUGGAGAAUCUGAAAGGCGGAAGUCCGUAUGGUGCUGGAACAUUCGCGGGCGAUGGCUCUCGACAGCCUUCUGAGCUCGAAUUGCAGCAGGCAUUUCACCAAGGUAAAUACAUCGCCGCAAUCACCAAGAAACUCAAGAGUGCAGCCUAAGUUCUGCAAAAAAUAUUCUUCACAUUCAUACAUAUCCUCAAAAUUUUUUUACAUAAAUUUAUCUUUAUGAUUGUUAAAGUAUACUUUUUUUUUUAAAUGGGGUAUGUAAUUUGUAUGUAUUUGUGUAAUUGUGUGUAUCAAAAGUAUCAUAUUAUGUUUAAUGGUUGCAAAUACAACACAACUUGAAUAUUGUUUAUAGUGACUAUUGAUUUAAUGUAAUAUAAAUUUACACCUUAA
Molecule: messenger RNA, 980 nt
Organism: Capsicum annuum
Lineage: Eukaryota; Viridiplantae; Streptophyta; Magnoliopsida; Solanales; Solanaceae
Product: probable NAD(P)H dehydrogenase (quinone) FQR1-like 1
Exons: 4
Coding region: 132-743 (203 amino acids)
Molecular function (GO): FMN binding; NAD(P)H dehydrogenase (quinone) activity
Source: RefSeq, a predicted model, not a curated record